Sinocyclocheilus anshuiensis is the source of this 3987-nucleotide messenger RNA. Its product is annotated as F-box only protein 41-like. NCBI's taxonomy places the organism in Eukaryota, Metazoa, Chordata, Actinopteri, Cypriniformes, Cyprinidae. The record is from RefSeq and is a predicted model, not a curated record. Bases 267 to 2684 code for a protein of 805 amino acids. Gene Ontology annotation, molecular function: protein binding. The transcript is spliced from 12 exons.
AAAGUUUUGGACUGUGAGGAAAACCGAUUAAGUGCCAGAAAUAGGCCUAACAGCAGUCAAGACCUUAUUGAAGAGCUAAAUCAAGAACUUGUGACUCAGAGGGAGCAUGUGUGAUGAUCUGCUGUUCCUUGCUCAGCCCGCAGAAAAACCCAGCGCGUCUGAGAUGAGUGGUCCUCUGUGGUCCCCGGCCGCUGUCCCUGCCUGCUCUUUGCAGCGCUUGGUGGCGUGAGCAGAUUGCUCCAUCCUGGCAUCCACGGGAGCGUGGAAUGGCCUCUUUAGACCUGCCGUACCGUUGUCCUCGCUGUGGGGAACACAAACGCUUUCGGAGUCUGUCGUCUCUACGUGCCCAUCUUGAGUACAACCACACCUACGAGACCCUGUAUGUGUUGUCCAAGUCCAACAGCGUAUGCGAUGCCGCUGCGCUGCUCCCCCUAGUGGCCGACGGAGCCCUCGCCGCCGAAUCUCGUUUUCCUCACCGCGAACUGCCCUGCUCUGCAGAAGAGCUCGGGCUUACGCCUUCAUCUACUGCUUGCUACCUGCCCAAUGUGGAGUUUCCUCUGGGCGAGAUCCUGGUGAAGACAGCCAUGAGCUCCGGCGACGCCUUGUCCUCCACAGGGAACAACGCCGUGGCGGUGGCCGCUAACGUAGCCGCUAGUGCGGUGGAGGCGGCUUACGAGGAGGGCCUGGCUCGGUUGAAAGCUCGAGCAUUUGGGAGGCUCGAGCUAGACGAGAGGCUCGAGAAGUUGUCGGAGGAGGUGGAGCAGAAGAUCGCGGCGCGUGUUGGCCGUCUGCAGGCGGAGCUGGAGAGGAAAAGCUUUGAGCUGGAAAAGGCAAAGGUGGAGAGCGAGAGGCUCAGUGAGGAGAAGCAAGACCUGGAGGACAAGGCCACUGAGCUUUCACGGCAAGUGAAUGUGUCUGUGGAGAUGCUGGCCAGCCUUAAGCAGGAUCUGGUUAACAAGGAGCAGGAGCUCACACACAAACAACAAGAGGUGGUCCAGAUCGACCAGUUUCUGCAGGAAACGGCUGCGCGUGAAGCCAAUGCUAAAGUGCGUCUUCAGCAGUUCAUCGAGGAGCUGUUGGACCGGGCCGACCGUGCUGAGAAACAGCUCCAGAUCAUCAGCAGCUGUGCCACCACCCCCAACGGCAGCCUGGGACACUGCAGUCUGCAGGGAUCCAAACCUAAUGGACGACAGAGAAAUUCCAGUAUCUCUGGGGCAUCGAGGGGAAUGUACCAAGUGUCCGAUCGACGUUCCUGCCCCAGCACUGCCGCAUCAGGACGAGGGAAGUCUGUGUCCCAGGGUUCAGGAGGUUAUGACAGUGACAGUGUGGACCUCCACGCUCUGGAGGACUGCCCUGAUGCUCAGUACUACCACGUCCAGUGCCGACUCGGGGAAGGAGGCGGAGGAGGAUACGAAAGAGCGGCUGCUUCCCGGAGCUGGGGUCUCCGCAAACAGGCCAUCCAGAACUGGCAGCGCCGGCCGUACCGGAACAGCACGGAGGGAGAGGAGGGCGACGUGUCUGACGUAGGAUCCCGCACCACCGAGUCCGAGGCUGAGAUGUGGGAGCAAGACAGGAGAGCAGAGAGCCAGCAUGGGGGAAACCGAGGAGGAUACAGACUAGCUACAGGUCGUUCUGAAAGGGGAUACAAGCCUUGUCGCCAUGAGAAAAGCCCCUCCAAAUUCAACGAGGUGAUCAGUCCUGAGGUGCUGAAGAUACGUGCCGCUCUCUUCUGUAUCUUUACCUACCUGGAUACGAAGACACUCCUGCGUGCGGCCGAGGUGUCCCAGGAUUGGAAGUUUGUGGCUCGUCACCCGGCGGUGUGGACCAGAGUGCUGCUGGAGAACGCUCGCAUCUCUUCAAAGUUCCUGUGCACUCUGUCUCAGUGGUGCACACAGACGCAUUCCCUCAUCCUCCAGAACCUCAAACCCCGGCAGAGGGGCAGAAAAGAGACAAAGGAGGAGUAUCUGAAGAGCACACGUGGCUGUCUUGAGGAGGGUCUGGAGGCUUUGUUGAAAGCUACUGGCAGUAAUCUGCUCAUCCUGAAGGUGUCUCAUUGUCCGAAUCUAUUGACCGAUCGCUCUCUGUGGUUGGCGAGCUGUUAUUGCAGGGCUCUACAGGCUGUCACAUACAGGAGUGCGACAGACCCUGUUGGACAAGAAGUUAUCUGGGCUUUGGGAGCUGGUUGCAGAGACAUCAUCUCACUACAGGUGGCACCUUUGCAUCCAUGUCAGCAGCCAGCACGCUUCAGUAACAGGUGCCUGCAGACCAUUGGCAGAUGCUGGCCACACCUGCGAGCACUGGGUGUGGGCGGAGCUGGCUGUGGCAUACAGGGAUUGGCUUCUUUGGCGAGGAACUGCAUGAGGCUCCAGGUUCUAGAGUUGGACCACGUCAGUGAGAUCAAUCAGGAAGUGGCUGCUGAGAUGUGCCGAGAGGGACUAAAGGGUCUGGAGAUGCUGGUGCUCACCUCCACUCCUGUUACUCCUAAAGCUCUGCUUCACUUCAACAGUGUGUGCCGUAACCUGAAGUCUAUUGUAGUCCAGAUCGGUAUAGAAGAUUACUUUGAAGACCCUAACAGUCCCGAGGCCAGAAAACUCUUUGAUGAAAUGGUGAACAAGCUGCAGGCACUCAAAAAAAGACCUGGUUUCUCCAAAAUCCUCCAUGUGAAGGCUGAUGGCUUGUGCUAACUCUGCUGUGUUGAGGCCAGAGCCACAUAAAGGUUCACCGAAUAUUUCAACCUGAUCGAGUCAUUCUCUCCUCGAAGAAACAAGGAAGAAUCAAACACUUCCGCUUCAGUUUGAACUCUAAACACCAGUCUACCACAACAAGACGGGAGCAUCUGUUAGCUUUGAUAUGACGCAACCAAAUAGAGGAGUCUGUAAAGACAAUACGAACAAACUCUACGAGAAGGCAUAAUUACUUGCCAUGGCUGCCUUUCCAACAGUCACCCAGUUACAGACUAAGGAUUUUUCUCCUGCUUGCCAAACGCACUAAACUUUUAAUAAGAUCUCAGAGAGCAUGACGUCUCUCUUCAGAGCACAGAGCUGCAGGAGGGAGCAGUCUCAUAUUCGAGAUUGACCUGAAUCAUAAAAUCAACGUGAAAUCCAAACAGCACAAAUUUAAAAUGCACAUGGCUAAGUUAGUAAUGUGGGAGUGUGUGUUUGUGUGAUCAGCUCGAUUGCUUCCCCCGAUGUUCAGCGAAGAGACGCAUUUGUUCAUUAGUCGUCACUUAAGAGCGUCUGGACAGCCGUAUUACUAGGACAAAUAUCAACAUAACCUAAUCACCAGCUUCAGACAUGGCUUACAGAGACUAUAUUUAGGGGAAGCCAUGUCGCCACAGAAAUUACUAUUACCUGCAGUUAUCUUGUGUCUUUAAGCGCAAGUUGAAACUGAAUGAAGAAGCCAAGCUGUUUGUGUUCGUGUCAGACCCUCCAGUACUUUAGCCGUAUUCCCAUGACCAGGGUCACUCUGGCAAGGGUUUGUUUCUCAUCAUUGGAUGUGUUGUUCCAGACAGAUUUGCAAUGCCUUCUCCAUAAGGUGCCAUCCAUAGCUCCGACGUUUUGUUUUUAAGGUUGAAUUUUGGUCAUAUCCAAUGUGCCAUUAGUCUAAAAGGUGUUCAGUCAUACCCUACAAGGUGUGCACUUACCUAAAGGAAUUUAAGGGUGAAUAGUGAGGGAUGGAGACAAGCUCAUGGUGCUGUUAGUCCAAUGUAACCCUACUGUUUCACCUCAGAUGUCAACGUCUCCAUCACUCACUGUUCUGUGGAACUCGGGCUGGUGCAACUGAAUGGGUGAGGUUUCAGAUGCUACUUUCCAUGUUCUAAAGGUAGAAUUCUCUGCUGAAUGGAGAAUUCUGAUUCUGAGUUCUGAAUGUACACACUGCACAAUUGAAUAGAAGGGAUAAAAACAAAUAUAUACAGUUGUUACAUUAGGUUCUUUACAGUAUCUACAAGAACUUCGCUUAUAAAAUGUGUAGGUUAGGGUUUGGCUU